Molecule: messenger RNA, 2617 nt
Organism: Pygocentrus nattereri (red-bellied piranha)
Lineage: Eukaryota; Metazoa; Chordata; Actinopteri; Characiformes; Serrasalmidae
Gene: srms
Product: tyrosine-protein kinase Srms
Exons: 8
Coding region: 352-1830 (492 amino acids)
Biological process (GO): cell surface receptor protein tyrosine kinase signaling pathway; protein phosphorylation; cell differentiation
Cellular component (GO): extrinsic component of cytoplasmic side of plasma membrane
Molecular function (GO): ATP binding; non-membrane spanning protein tyrosine kinase activity; signaling receptor binding
Source: RefSeq, a predicted model, not a curated record
GCGCUGGCUGAGAGAGGAGAGGGAAAAGAGGGAAAAGGGAAAGAACGAUCCUCGAAUUGACUCAAAUACCGUUCAGCCAUUUACGAAGCAUCGGCAGAAGCUCCAAACAUCAGCGGCUCGUCUCGGCGAACGUGUAAAAAAUAGGGGCGCGAGGGGUUUGAACUAACCAGCAUACCGUAUGUUAGCCUAGCCUUAUUAAACGCUUACCGUAAACAGCGCUGCUGGCGUCCGGCGGCUGCGCUGAACAGGCGCGACCAGAAGCGCCGAGGCGUCAGUCAGCCUGGCCGGGCUUCACCGUGGCUCUGCGGCUAACCUGGCUCGCUCGGCGGAGCUCCAGCACAGAGGCUCGGCAUGGAGGGCUGCUGCCGCGCUUGUAUGCCAUGUCUGAAGAGCCUGUGGGACAGGAUAUGGCCGGAGCUCCACUAUCCGAGCCCGACCGUGGCCGAAAUCCCCACCGUUUCAGGUGACCUGCGGAUCCCCGCGCCCAGGAAGAAGCCCUCGCAGCUCUACGCCGCGCUCUUCGACUUCGAAGCCCGCAGCGAGGAGGAGCUGUCGGUCAGAGAGGGCGACAAGCUGUCCGUCAUCGAGAAGAGAGGAGACUACGUGCUGGCCAAGAAGCUGACGGGCACCCUGGAGUCCGGCCUGGUUCCGGCUAACUACGUGGCGCUGGUACAGGACGAGUUCGCCAAAUACAAAUGGUACUAUGGGAACAUAAACAGACAGAAAGCUGAGAAGCUGCUCUUGGCUCCCCAGAAUAAAACAGGUUCUUUCCUGGUACGAAUCAGCGAGAGUCACAGUGAUGAAUACACCAUUUCAGCCAGGAGUGAAACAAAAGUCUUCCAUUUCCGUAUCCAUCGCUCUACAAUCGGUGCUUACUUUGUGUCUGAUAAGAUCUCUUUUGCCACUCUGGAUGAGCUUAUCAGAUACUACCAGAACAACCCCAGGAGCCUGGGAUGCCCUCUGGAUCAGCCGUGCGUACAGCAGAGGGAGUUGUUUGACAUGGAGCCAUGGGAGAGACCGAGAGAAGAGUUCCAGCUGAGCAGGAAGCUGGGCGAAGGGCACUUUGGUGAAGUCUGGGAAGCUCUAUGGACCACCAAGAAACAGAGAGUGGCAAUUAAAAUGCUGAAACAAGAGGACACCAAGUUGGAUGAAUUUGUGAAGGAGGUCCAUGCUCUGAAGAACCUGCACCAUCCUAAGCUCAUUCAGCUGCUUGCACUGUGCACACGAGGAGAACCUGUCUACAUCAUCACGGAACUCAUGACCAAAGGCAGCCUCAAGUCCUACCUCGCCACUCCAGAGGGUCAGGUUUUGACCUCAGCUCAUCUCAUAUACAUGGCCUGUCAGGUAGCAGAGGGCAUGGCCUACUUGGAAGACCGACACAUUGUUCAUCGAGACCUGGCUGCUCGAAACAUCCUUGUUGGAAGUGAACUGGAGUGUAAAGUGGCUGAUUUUGGCCUGGCUCGCAUCAUAAAGGACAGCGUGUACACGGCCAGUAAGAACACUAAGAUCCCAGUGCGAUGGACAGCUCCAGAGGCAGCUCUACACCAGCGCUUCUCUGUUAAAUCUGACGUUUGGUCCUUCGGAGUGCUGCUUUACGAGAUGAUGUCAAGGGGCAAGAUGCCCUAUGAAGGAAAGACCAACAAGGAGGUGUUAGAGAUUUUAGCAUCAGGGUACAGGUUGCCAAGUCCAAGCCGCUGUCCUCCCAAUAUCUACCGCAUGAUGCUGGAGUGCUGGACUCCAGAGAGCUCCAAACGGCCCUCCUUCCACGCCCUGCACAGCCAGCUAGAUAAAAUCUACUCCAGGAUCUACUACAAGACCAUUGAGGUGUAGAACCAGAGCCAUACCAGUCCUCCAAGUCCGCAGAAGAGAUUGGAAAUGGAGGAAUGCACAACAGGAGGUGCAACAGACUUCAGAAGUGCUAAAGGUACUGACGUUACUAAAGGUAACUGAGAUGUCAAUUUUGUGGUCCCUUCUAGCCAAAACUAUUUUUAUCCCUCUGUAUUUGCACAUGAUGUUUUUGUAAAUUGUACUGUAUUACAUGGUGUGCAAUAAUGACUCUUCCUGUGAGAGAGAUUAAAGAGAAGAAGUGGCACAGAAAAGCAGAAACAAGAGCUUCGUUAUACAGUGCCAUGUUCUCCUCCCUGAGCAACAGCUGUGCCCUGCUCGGUUGUUGGUGACGGCACUGUGGAUUUUUGUACUGCGUUCUAUAAGCAGGAGGAUCUAGUACCUACUUUCAGUUGAGUGUUUUACCAAUGAUUCACCUGCCAACUGUGGACUUCAUCUCGCUGAACGAAGGAGCCAACAAAGGCACAUUUAAGACUGUUACACUGAAUGGGGCAUUUCUGGAGAUUCAUUUAGGAUCUGUUGAGUCUCUGCUGCAAAAAAAGAGAAAAAGACUUGCUUGCAAAUUUUUCAGAUAUGCACUCUAAGCACUUAUACUGUGUUUGAAAAGCGAGAGCCAUAAGAAUUCUCCUGUGCUUCAUUUGGAUGCCUCGUGAUUUUCAUGUUUCACAGAAAUCAUUUCUGUGAUCCCGUCUUCCGAUUGGUUACAGGAGGGGGAUGAAUGCAUUAUGCACCAUGACAGAUAUUUUAAAAAAUAAAAUAUUUUUUGAACGUA